Molecule: messenger RNA, 2597 nt
Organism: Amphibalanus amphitrite
Lineage: Eukaryota; Metazoa; Arthropoda; Thecostraca; Balanomorpha; Balanidae
Product: FGFR1 oncogene partner 2 homolog
Exons: 6
Coding region: 541-1716 (391 amino acids)
Source: RefSeq, a predicted model, not a curated record
UUUUCAUCCGCUGCCGACCCCGCCAACGCUGUUCCACGUGGACACAGAUCUGUAAGGGAAACAGCGCCUCGCUCGCUCACUCUUAAUUUUAGGUAGCUCCAACUGAUGUCCGUGGGAGCAUCGGGUGUGUCUCUGUGACACGUCCGAGCGACGCUGUACAACUUGGGCCAGUGCAGGCGGCGCGUCAAGCGAGACCAGCCUUUGUAUAAGAGCCACAUCCCGUUUCUCAAGCAUGCCCUCGAAUCGCUGCCAUCCAAGCGCCUGCAGAGCAGGAGUGACGUGCUGCCGUCGGGCCAGUCCUGUGACGACACCUGCCGCGAAGUUGAUCGCCUUCUGGAUACGGUGCUUUUGGGAGGCAGUACAUCCUCCCCACACAGUGCAGCAGUAAUUGAUGUGCGGGAAAACGAGCGCCUCAACCAGCAGCUUCUUAGUCUCGUAUGGCAGCUUGUGUCUCAACUUGGACAGCCCGAUCAGAACAGAGUAGCAGCGGCGGAUCACCUGUGACACCUGCCUCUCCCAUAGACAGAGUUGUUGAUAAAGAUGUCACUCACAAUGCAGAACAUAAUAAGUGAUGCUCAGACAUUGUGUACACAGCUUAAAGAUCAUGAGUCACUGGCGGACCACCUGAUUUCCCAAGCUCAAUGCCUCUACAAGCAGGUGGAUGCCAUGAAACAGUAUGAGGAGGAGGUCGGUCAGCUGAAUGAAGUGGCCCACCAGAAGCCACGCGACGCGCUCGUGCAGGGAAUCCAGCAGGAGAACCGUCAUCUUCGGGAGCUGCAGCAGGAGAACAAGGAGCUGCGUAACUCGCUGGAGGAGCACCAGAACACGCUGGAGAUCGUCAUGUCCAACUACCGCAAGCAGGUGACGCAGCUGCUGGAGAUUAACAAGUCGGACCGGCAGCUGCAGCUACAGCAGCAGCGGCGCGGUCAGGCCGGCGCCGGCACAUGCCAGCAGUCCCCGGACACGGCCCUGCUGCAGCUGCAGUCGGACAAGAUCCAGGAGAUGGCGCUGGUGAUGCGGCGGGCCGUCGAGCUGGAUGAACAGAGCGAACACCGCGCCCAGGAGACCAUCGCCCAGCUCAACAGGGAGAAUAAGGGUCUGCGGGAGCUGCUGCGCGUCAUCUACAGCUACAACUCGGACCGCCUUCCUCCGCCGGGCCACCCGUCUCCUCAGGUGUCCGCUCCCGUCGACCCCGACUCGCCCGUCUCCCUCCCCGACUCCCCGUGCUCCCAGACGGCCCGCCGACCGCCCUCAGCUGACAGCACCUCCUCCGGGAGUGACGGACACUUCCAGACAGUGCGGCGCCGACCGGCCGCCAAGGGCGCGGCGGAUUCCCCGGCCUCCCCCGAGGGGAAGACAGCGCCGGCGCCGGGGGUCGGCUCCCCGGGAGAGAGCAAAGUUCCGCCGGUGCCGACCAGCGCGCCGCCAAAGGUGCCGGCUUUAGCGGCGCGUUCGCCGACGACCGUGAAGGCAGCGGCGGUGACGGUGCGUCCCCCCGCUCCCAGUGGUCCAGCGCCGACCCCGGGUGCCGCUCCUACCCAUCAGGGGACGGCAGAGCAGAGCCUGUCUCCGAACAAAGCCGCGGUCCCGCCGCCUACCAAACAAUCACCGGAGAAACAGUCAUCUCCUCAGAAAGCCGAGACGUCCCCAACGCAGCAGCCGGCUUCAGCGGCUGGCUCGCCUCAAACCGCGACAAGCCCGUCGCCGUCGGAAUAGAUCCAAUCAUGGAAAACUGAGCUACAAUCGGUGUCUGUUCUCGAACUUGUCAAUACUCCGUGAAACAAUCACCGGCGUCGUAGCGGUGGUGUCCACUGCUUGCUCGGCACGGAUCGACGUGGCUUGGGGUGGUGUGGAUGUUUUAAAUCGAGUCAGACGAUAUGUGGGAUGGACGGUGAGGAAUGGUGGAUAACAUGUAUGGAGAACUGUGGUUGAGAGAUUGGAGUGACCUCUACUUGGAUGCGGAGGGAGAAGAAAGUACGAGGGAGUGAUGAGCCUGUGUGGGUCUGUAUGUGAUUGCUGUAAGGCGUUCGUGGUGUGGUACGAUUUUGUUACGGUGAUGACUGUUCAGGCGAAUGAUAUCUGAGAGAUUAAUUGAGAUAAUCGUAGCGGUCACUAGCGUUUGCACUUAGGCGAUGUGAAAAAUGCUCUCUGUGUUAUUCAAAGCGACUGGAUGUUGCAUGCCACCGAUUAUCCGAAUAUUUUAGUCCCAGCCAACCAAUGUGUACAAAAUCGAACUGGGAACCAGAACCAUUUCCCUGAGCAGCUACUGAAAUGAAAAGCAAAAUGGUCGGAAAUUUUCUUGCUGAGGAAUGCUUUUAGCGGGUUUAACUGCCGAUGCUGUGCCAGCAGGCUGGCCAAGAAUCGAAGUUCGUCAUACAAUUAAUAGCGUGCGCUGAAUAUUUAAGUUUGUAUAGAUUUAUGUCACUGAAGUGCUGUAAGCUGUCAAAAAUUACCCUCGCACUACAUUGUUUGAUGAAAUAUUAGUUCAACUCAUUUACUGGAUCUAUGUAAAUCCCCAGGAAUUGUGUGCUCACAAUUUGUAUUCCUUUGUCAAUACCAACGCUAUGAAAAGAAUAUAUUCACUUAUCGUCCUGAAA